AUUUCCAGUCAGACAGUGACAGCUUCAACCCCACUCUGUGGGAGGAGCAGAGGCAGCAGAGAAUGACUGUGGCCUUUGAGUUCGAGGACAAGAAGGAAGAGGAGGAGAAUCCAGGGAAAGUCAAGGUGGAGAUCAACCUCAAGCGUUACCCCACGCCCUACCCCGAGGACCUGAAGAACAUGGUGAAGUCAGUGCAGAACCUGGUGAGCAAACCCAGCCUGGGCGUGCGGCCGAUGCCUUUGGACACCCUGCCAGCGAGAUGAGGAUAGGGGAGCUCCGUCCUUCCAUGCCCGAGACGCCGCUCUACCCGCCCAAACUCGUCCUGCUGGGUAAAGACAAGAAAGAGUCGACAGAUGAGUCUGAAGCAGAUAAGAUCCAUUGUCUGAAUAACAGCGUUUCCUCAGGCACUUACUCAGACUAUUCCCCUUCCCAGGCUUCCUCAGGGUCCUCCAACGCGCACGUAAAAAUGGGCUCCCUGCAGACCACGGCUAAAGAAGCAGUGAAUAACUCUUUGUGGGGGAACAGGCUGGCCCAGUCGUUCCCGCAGCCCCUGGAGACCAAGCCAUUGCUGAGCCAGCGGGAAGCGGCUCCGGC
Messenger RNA from Zonotrichia albicollis (white-throated sparrow), 594 nucleotides. The record is from RefSeq and is a predicted model, not a curated record. Lineage: Eukaryota; Metazoa; Chordata; Aves; Passeriformes; Passerellidae.